ACAGUAAGAGCGACGAAUUCAGUCGCCAUUCGAAAGAAUAUCUAUCUCACUUCGCUCUUUCUAUGGCAUCGAUUACGUCAGUGCGUUCCGCACGCUGUGAAACCUUUCAACAUUACCGUUCUACAUAUCUGUCGGGUCGCAAUACGUUUUCGUAAGUCAUCGCCGCGUCCUUUGUGGACGUGGCGGAUGUAGUAAGAACACGCAGCUCUGACGUGAAAGAAGUAUCACCGCACUUUUUUAUGAAUUCAAGUCGACUCAUACAAAUAUUCGUGAAGUAUAUCGGAUGUUCCCAAAAUAAUUGUUGAAGUGCUUUCUUAAAACGCUUUGAAAUAAAUUAACAGCAAAUUCCUUUUCCACCGGUAAACAUAAUUGAACGUGAUUCUAUUUUCAGUCUACAAUUUCUUGUUUCUCGAACCGCAUUAAGCUGGAUAUCGACUGCACCGUUGCAAACAACUGGGUGGAGAUAGACGCUGUGAGGCUGUACGGCACCCAGGGUGAGUUCGAGAAUUGUCAUGUUAACAAAUAACUAAAAUGCUUCUGCUUUAGUGCGCGCUUGAUGAAAUGCUGUAUUUUAAUUACAUAUAUGAUUGCUAUUUACUUUCAGAUAAAAAGCAUCGUGCGAGUGAAUUGUUUUUUAUGUUCUGCACUGAUACUAUGCCAAUCGGUUCAUUUAAAAAUUCAAAAUUCACAUCUGACACAUCGGACAGAUAUUACCCCGGCAAGCAACAACGUAAUCAUUACAAAAAGCAAUACAUAGCCGACAUGCACGAUUAUUUAAAAAAUAUUUGUCACUAUUUCAAAUAAUGCUAUUUUUAGACGACCAGUUCUGUCGUUUGUUAUCGAUUAUAUCACAUUUAAUACUAUUUUGCUCCUCCACUGAGCAUUUCUCAAAACCGGCUUUCCGUACUUUUAUUAUUCAUGCAUCUGCUUGCUCAAUUUAUGACGAAUUUCUUCUACGUAAUUUCUCCGAUGAAACAUACCCGAUUUAGUUAAAUUCUCUGGAUGUUAAGGACAUGUAGGACGUUUAAGUUAUUUAUUCGUUUAGAGCAUCAAACGAAUGUAAAACGAGUUUCGGAUUGUGUGUUUAUCAUACAUAAUUGUAAACUUCGAUAGGAUUACAAUAAAAUAGUAUGAUUAAAAUAAAGUUUUGAUAAAGGGAUAGAAGAAUAGAAAAGGGAAGUGAAUAUUGUUUUCACUUUUUUGUUUUAAAAAAUUAAUUAAAGUUGUAAUUGAGGUAAGCGUGUCGUUUAUACUAAAUUAAAAUUGUUUUUAGAAUUGUUGUUAAAGCUGAAAACGUGUCAUCAACUUAUUCAACAAAUCGGUUUCAGUUGUGAUCGAUAUUUUAAUUAACCCAAUUAUGUACUUCGUUUAAUAAUAAUUAUUCUUGAUUAGUUUGUUGAUUUGUUACUCACUUUUAUGAUGCUAAUGAUAAGUUGCUCACCGCAAGCCUCGCCGUGUAAACCUUUAUUCAACUUGUCGGACAACUUUAAGUACGCGAUUACACUUUCAUGAUAUUAUGUCAUGUCUAUUAGAACAACCAUACACUGCGGCUAGCUAGCGCGGAUUUUGACGUGACGUCACAAUGUUUUCGUUCGCGCGUGAAGUUUCGCAGAUUUUUUUUUUAACACAAAGUGUUUAAAAAGACUUAACACGACAGAAAUAAACAUACUUAACUUAAAUCUACCAUACAUAUGCAAAGAACGCCAUCGUAUGUUUUUUUUUAUUAGAAAUUGUAUAUUUAACACAAUUGCUUUGCUGCAUUAUUUUAUGUAGCAGUUUUACUUUUAUUACAGAGGAAGAGCAGUGGGUCUCUAGAGUGAUUGGGUAUUCGUCGCAGUAUGGGAGCGACAUAGAGAAUAACAGUAUUUUCAGUUACAAGUAUAAUGCACAGGCAAUACUAGGUGCUCCAGCUAUGUACCUUAUAAACGGGAAGUCCGUGACGGCAUGGGCCCCAGGUGUCAUCGACGAAAACCAGUUCUUAGAGUACCAGUUCGCCACUCCCGUUUACGUAACAAAAGUCGACGUCUACGAGAAUUUCAAUGCUGGCGGUGUCAAGGCCAUCAAGUGCUUCGAUGUCUCAGAAGAGUGGAUAACGCUAUGGUCGACGGACCAAGUAUACGCUUUUGAGUCUGCGAGGAUAUUUAGUCCAUCGUUUACGUCUACACGUCCUUGUUUCUCGAACCAUAUUCGGCUGGAUAUCGACUGCACCGUGGCAAACGACUGGGUGCAGAUAGAGGCUGUAAGGCUGCACGGCUCCAAAGAGGCAGUGCAGUGGGUCAAUGAUGUGAUUGUGUAUUCGUCGCAGUAUGGGAGCGACAAGUGGAGUGCGGAGCAAACACUGGGUGUUCCAGACGUGUACCCUGGAUACGCGGAUGACAAAAGGGCAUGGGCCCCAGGUGUCAUCGACGCAAAGCAGUUCUUAGUGUUGAAGUUCGCCACUCCCGUCUACGUAACAAAAGUCGACGUCUACGAGACUUUCAAUGCUGGCGGUGUCAAGGGAAUUGGGUGCUUCGAUGCCCAAGUAGAAGCGUUUCCCAACGGAACAAUGACCGAUAAUUGGAGGUGGAUAAGGCUAUGGUCGACGCCCCAAGUAUCCGUUGUUAAGUCUGCGAGGAUAUUUAGUCCAUCGUUUACGUCUACAAUUCGUUGUUUCUCGAACACCAUUAUGCUGUUUAUCGACUGCACCGCUGCAAACAACUGGGUGGAGAUAGACGCUGUGAGGCUAAAGGGCUACCAGAAGCCUUGGAGUCGUCUUGCAAAACGUGAGCAUGUGAAUGAAGUGCUAGAAGAUGAGGAGGACAAGGCCGUUACAGCCGUUGAGUCCGCAGCUGCAAAGAUGAGCAUCAAGCAGCUACUCGCGCACGUUAGGAAAUAGACUGGAAAUCCGACUACGCUACCCCUACGACGACAACGGCAACUUGAAAAGUGAAGUUAUGAAAAAGAACAUGCUUAUGAUAUAAUCCAUCUUCAACAAACAUCUUGUACACAAGUUUUAUGUCUGGUGUUGUGUUAAUGCCCCCGGUAGGGUGACAUUUAGCAGUUGAACUGUCCGUCAGUUCGUCUAUCAGUCUGUCAGUCUGUGCGUCCGUCCGAAAACUUUUGCAAUAAUGAAGAUCGCAACCUGAUAUUUGGCAUGCAUGUGUAUCUCAUGAAGCUGCACAUUGUGAGUGGUGAAAGGUUAAGGUCAAGAUCAACCUUCAAGGUCAAAAGUAAAAAUAUACAAUUCAAGGGAAGUAAUAGGCUUUAAAAGGGAGAUAAUUUCUAAACCUGCCUAAUGAUAUAUUGAAAUUUUAUUUAAAAGCGGCGCAAUCGCUUCUCACCAAGGCGACCCGGGUUUGAUCCCCGUUCCCGGCGCAUGUGAAUUGGGUUGGUGGUCACCAUACCGGACAGGUGGUGUUUCCUCCGGGUAAUCCGGUUUCCCCACACAGCACAAGACAACCUCAAAAUUAAAAAUAUUUCAGUAAACAAUAAAUAGCUAGAAAUUGCAGCUAUCAUUCAAAAUUCGUCCCAACUUUCGGGAGUCUAACAUCUGAUUAGGAAGGAGUGCUGGGACACACUCCGGGUCCUCACCUAAUGCAGCCUCUGGCGCGGAGGGACCUCAUAAACAUUGAAAUACACAAACACGGGCAUUGGUUUCUGACAAACACAUCUCUUGUUUAUAAAUAAAAUUGCAUUUGUAUACCUGCUUGUGUUCUAUUAUUUACCUUUUAAAUGUUUGAGAUAUAUUGACGAACGUUUGAGAAAGUUCAUAGUGUUUUGAUUCACUGUGUUUCAAACAACCUUGCAUUGCAGUUAAAAAUUAAUAUUUAAUUGUUCAACGAAAAAGGCCUAAGUGACUUGUUCAUUGAUAUUUCAAGAAGUUAUUAUGGUGGCUAACAUAUAGUAUUCACAUUGCUUAGUUCACUUAUAAUUUUCAAUAAACAAUUUCAGAACGUU
Molecule: messenger RNA, 3936 nt
Organism: Dreissena polymorpha
Lineage: Eukaryota; Metazoa; Mollusca; Bivalvia; Myida; Dreissenidae
Exons: 10
Coding region: 1913-2875 (320 amino acids)
Source: RefSeq, a predicted model, not a curated record